CCGGACCGACUCAGAGCAGCAUCGAAGGACUUUACUGCAGACCAUAAACACUUGCUGCUACUUCAUGUUUUAAUACGACUUGGACAAAUUUAACACCGCGAGAUGAUUUUGUGGAUAUAGUUCCGGGUGCUGUUGAUGUUGACGCAGCUGACAGCAGUAAAGAGAUACUGUUAAAAUCCCCCCGGGGAUCCCGCUGAACUCGGGGUCAAACUCUUCACCCCCGUUUCCUGUUUGGCAAGGAGCUGCACAGUAUAAUGGAGAACCUGCACCCCCACUGCAUCAAAUGCAUCAGCAGAAGAUGCAUGGUAAGACCAGAAACCGGGGUGUCUUGCAACCUCAUGUGCUGUCCCCUCAUCUGCGGUGCAGUUUUCCAUUCGUGCAAACUCGAAGAACAUCGCCUGCUUUGUCCUCAUGAGCGUCUGCCAUGCCUGAACCACGAGUUUGGCUGCCCCUUCACCAUUGCAAGGACCAGGAUGGCGCAACAUCUUAAGACUUGCCCAGCCAGUAUAGUAUGUUGUACUAUGGAGUGGAACCGCUGGCCCAUCAGCUAUGCUGAUCGCAAGUCCUAUGAGAACUUGAGCAAAGACUUUGAUGAGGUGGAGCAGCUAGACAUGGCUUUGGCUCUGCAGGAUCAGAGAAUGUUGUUGGAGUCCCUGAGAGCUACGUCCACUGUGUCGAAGAAUGGAGUUAAAAAGGGCGAUGACGGUGAUAAGUUGGACACAGCAUCAGGUUUACUAGAGACGGGAUUAGAUAAUAAACAAGUACAAAUGGAAGAAGAGCCCUAUACUGGGAUGUAUAAUGCCUCAAUGGGGGCGAGCAGAAGUCUGGCAGUGGCCUUGGACAUUCUCUCGAAUUCCAAGGAUAUUGAUGUAAUUGUAGGAAAUCUAAAUGGGGAAAAGCCUGAUAAGAAUGGAGUGCUCCACAGUGGAGAGAAUGGCGAUAAUCAUAAUGUUUAUGUUGCAGAGGGAAGCAGGAAUGUAGAUAUGCAAGAGAAUGAUUCUGAUUCAGACUGUGAGAUUGGAGCAGUAGGUGGAGUUGAUUGCGCUGUGGGGACAGAUGGAGAGGAAAAUGGUAUCGGCUGGGCAGAUGAUGAUUUUGUAGAGUUGGUUUUUGAUGAAAAGGAAGAUAGGAUUAAGGAGCCACUAAAUGAUUCCAACCAUGUCUGGCCGGAGGCGUCGCAUGAUUAUUUGCCCGUUGUAGCUCUGUUGCCUACAGUACCUCAGCCAGCACCAGUGACACCCCCAAUGCCAUUCCUGCUGUCUCAUCACGUGAAAGGUCACUUUUUGCAAUAUUUAUCCCCUGCAUUCAGGCGUAAUUUCUUGGAGCGUCAAUCACAGAAUUUUCAAGUAUUUAGAGGUAUAUUUACAAUCGAUCGGUGGCAGGCAUUGCAGUCAGACCCUUACUUCUUCCGAGCAAAGAUGGAGGACAAGGCAGUCGACACAUCUGACCUAGAGGUAGCUGAAGACCCCAUGGGUCUCCACGGCAUCGACCUCAUUACUGCAGCUUUGCUGUUUUGUCUCGGUGACUCUCCAGGAGGCAGAGGGAUCUCAGACAGCAGAUUUGUGGAUGGCUACCACAUUGACUUUGGUACUCAGACUUUCUCCUUCCCUUCAGCCAUUCUUGCAACCAACACCAUGGUGGGGGACAUUGCGUCAGCCUCAGCCUGUGAUCACGCCAGCCCACAGCUUUCCAGCCCCAGUCCCUUCCACACUCUCAGGCUGGACCUUGUGCUCGAAUAUUUUGCCCGAUACCAAACCAAGCAGCGCUCCAUGUUCACGUUUGUGUGCGGGCAACUGUUCCGACGUGAUGAGUUCUCAUCUCAUUUCAAAAAUGUUCACGGGGACAUCCACGCUGGACUCAACGGCUGGAUGGAGCAACGCUGCCCCUUGGCUUACUAUGGCUGUACCUACUCCCAGAGACGAUUCUGCCCGUCUGUACAGGGCUUCCGAAUCAUCCAUGACAGGCACCUCGGCUCUUUUGGGGUUCAGCCUGGUCUACCUCUAAGAAAUGGGGACACACUUCCAAGACACAUGCGCCAGUUUGCCGUGCAGUGCGAUCAGUUCAGCGGUCUUCCCUUUGAGGUUUUGCAACAUAUAGCGAGCUUCCUGGACAGCUUCAGCUUGUGCCAAUUAUCCAGAGUAUCCCGCACUAUGAGGGAUGUGUGUUCGAGCCUGCUCCUGAUGCGCGGCAUGGUCGUCCUGCUGUGGGAGAAGAAACAGCGUGCUGAUGGAUCACCGACUUGGCAGAUCACAGAUAAGGUGUGGCGAUUCAGCACUGCGUUCGGUACAGUGAACGAGUGGAAGUUUGCAAACAUCUCCAGCAUGGCUGACCACCUCAAGAAGUGCAAGUUCAAUACGAUCACUCGCCGGGAGGAGGCCAUCCCCCUGCCGUCCAUGUGCUUCACCAGAGAGCUCACAAAAGAAGGAAGAUGUUUGCGUUCAGUUCUCAAACCAGUAGCAUGAGACCACCUGGACUCAAAUCCUCACGAUAUCCUAUUGUGUUUACAGUGUUUACAGCUUGGUGUUGUUUACUGUUGGGUGUUUUUUGCUCCACAGGGGAAAAAACCUUCACACCUACGGGCAGACAUUUUGAUAGGUCACAGUAGGAACAUAAAACAUCAAAAACGCUGCCAUGAAUACAGGCCUUUAAAUAAGACAAAGCCAGUGGAACACUCAUAAAUAUUACAGCAGAAUCUUGUUCGCUUUGUAUCCUAAUCUAUGAUGGAUUUAUCUACCAUUAUCUACUCUGACGUUGUGUAAAGAUUCAGAUUAAAAAAAAAUAAAAAACAAGAUUUAUAUUGAAAAGUCAGUACUUUGCUACACUGGAGGAAAAGAGUAGAGCCUUAACUUGUGAUACACUUGAUUUUCUAGUCUUGGGGUCUCUGCUUCUCGUUAACUGGUGUCCUGCACCGUUUUAUAUCAUCAUGGCUUAAUUCUACAUUUUUAAUACUGACCAAACAUCGCUGUUAGGGCUGGGUUGAUAAAAAUAUUUUUUCUGAUAAAACUCAAUCGGAAAUUGAUUCAUUGAUAGAUUUCUUUUGUGUAAGACUUCACGUAAGGAGAAAAGUGAACCUAUAAACACGGCAGGCCCAGGAACCACCAAGCUGAAAGGCAGAUGUAUGAUUUCAUUUUGACUUUUAUGGUUUACCUGUUUUUUUUUUGUUUUUGUUUUUUUAAAUCAGUGGGACCUGGCCCUACUAACUGUAGAAGUGGAUUUCUGCUCACCAGCAUAAGCAAAUCACUGUCAUUGUGUUUAAAGUUGGUGUGUUUUUGUGGUUUUGUAUGUGGCACUGACAUUUUCUGUUCCUCCCUCACCUCUGAGACGCAAUGUAACAGUAUUCACCAGUAACAUAGCAGUAGCAUUUUUAGCUGUGGUUUGUUUUAUCUAUCAGCUUUGAGGAGUAACCAGCAAUUGUUCUUUUCCCUGAGAGUCUAAAUGUAUCAAGUAAAAAAAAGGAAUGUACGGAAACUUAGAGCGGCCAUUGACACAACAAUAUUUUUCCAUUUUGUCAUCUUGAGAUUACGGAAUAAUCAAAUUGAUAAAUGAAUAUGUGCUUGUGUUCCUUGUUGACUGAACUACAGCCUGAUCAGUAGAUUCUCAUUUUUGUAACAUUUUCAGCUACUGGCAUAAAAACAGAUCAGCAGAGGGAACAGCCUUUUAUAUUUUUUUAUUACAAGAAAAUGAGCCUUGUUAUCCUGUAAUACAAGAUCAUUCCUCUGUGAUCUUGCGAUAAAAGAAUGAAAAAUACAGUAGUGAUCAUAGUGUCGUUCUCAGCUUUCGUAGGAAUGUACAGUUUGUGCCCAGUAAAUAGGAGAAAUCCAUCGGUGGCUGACGGCAGACCUCAUAAAACCCUGCAGGCCAGGUGUUUACGCAAUAUAGCGGGCACACACUUCCCUCCAGUAACGAGCAUCGGUAAUUAUGUUCACAUUAUUUAUCACAUUUGUAUGUUUCUGUCACUACAUGUCACUGUCUGUGUCUCUCAAGUUUCUCUCAACAGUUUAGUAUUGUCCAAGAUCACCCCAAAAUGUUAUAGUAUGUCAUCCAAAAUCACCCCAAAACGUCAGAGUUUAGUAUGUCGUCCAAGAUCAUCCCAAAAACAGUAGUAUAUAGUUUAGUAUGUUGUCCAGAAUCAUCCCAAAAACAUCAUGGUGUAGUGUGUUGUCCAGAAUCAAACAUCAUAGUGUAGUAUGUCGUCUAGAAUCACUCCAAAAUGUCACCGUACAUUGUCCAAAGUCCCUCAAAAACGUCACAGUUUAGUAUGUCUUUAGUACAGCAGCUAAUAAAUGAUAGAUCAGCCACUUGAUCAUUGUAGGGUCUUACAGCUGACUGGUGUACCACUCAGUAUUAACAGUGUGUGUUUGUGUUGCAGUGCUAAACUAACGAACAACAUGUUUUCAUGUUUGUCAUCCAGUCAGCGUUGUGCUGAUCACUGAUGGUUUGAAUGUGCUUUAAAAACUUGGAGUUUGUUUGGAUUAGGUAUUUAGGGCUAAGAACAUGUGAACAUGACAUAUUUUUCUCAUUAAUAUGAGAGAAUUUGCUAUUCUUUUUUUUCUGAAAAUGUCACAGUAUAAGAUGUGAUUAUUGGUGAAAAAAAGUUGUGUUUUUUUUUUCUUGUUUUAUAUUUUUUGGGUUAAGCCCAAGCCUGAGACUGAGCUGUCUUUAUUUGAAUAUGUCCCAGUCUGUGUUUGGUUUAUUUCUUAUUUUUGUACUGGUACUUUAAUUCAGAAAGAGUCUGCCUCUGUAAUGUCGAGAUUUGUGUUUGGAUUAUUAAUUUGCACAUGAAGGUAUGUACUGUUAAGUUUAAAUCAGGAUACCGAGGAGCGUUCUAACUCACCUGUGCUCUGCAUGUGAGUUUGAUGUCUGUGUAGAAUCUAUUUUCAUAUGAGUUGUUACAUUUAAAAAAAAAUUGUGUUAUCAUGAUGACUUUCAUCAAGAUCUGAUAACAUGUCUCCACCUUUUAAUCCUUUUUUUUCUUUUUAAUUGUGCUUGAGGUUGAAACAGUUUUCAAGAAACAUGCAUUUCAUCACUUUUGAUUUUGCAAUGCAGACAUGUCAUUGCAGGCACCUGGAGUGUACCAACAUUUUUACCAGAGUUUUAUGCUUUGUUUUCACUCCUGCUGAAUGAAGUUUGUGUGUGUAUAUGUUUCACAAUAUUAUACCAGCUUCAUUUGUUUGUUCUUUUGAAGCAUUUUAAUAAAGAGGCCCUUCAUUGGUAAAGUU
Messenger RNA from Solea senegalensis (Senegalese sole), 5219 nucleotides. RefSeq names its product F-box protein 30a (gene fbxo30a). Gene Ontology annotation, molecular function: protein binding; ubiquitin protein ligase activity; zinc ion binding. Bases 255 to 2462 code for a protein of 735 amino acids. The transcript has 3 exons. NCBI's taxonomy places the organism in Eukaryota, Metazoa, Chordata, Actinopteri, Pleuronectiformes, Soleidae. The record is from RefSeq and is a predicted model, not a curated record.